This is a messenger RNA of Cyclopterus lumpus (lumpfish), 1728 nucleotides long. It is a transcript of the gene slbp, whose product is annotated as stem-loop binding protein. The transcript is spliced from 8 exons. Lineage: Eukaryota; Metazoa; Chordata; Actinopteri; Perciformes; Cyclopteridae. Bases 143 to 979 code for a protein of 278 amino acids. Gene Ontology annotation, cellular component: cytoplasm; histone pre-mRNA 3'end processing complex. Gene Ontology annotation, biological process: mRNA transport; mRNA 3'-end processing by stem-loop binding and cleavage. The record is from RefSeq and is a predicted model, not a curated record. Gene Ontology annotation, molecular function: histone pre-mRNA stem-loop binding; mRNA binding.
GUCAUGUGACUUGAUGGCUUGUUUGGGACCGCGCGUCUUUCGGUGUUGGCGCGUAUCUGUACAUCGCGAGCCCGCUGCAGGAGCCUCUCCGCUGACAACAGAGACACUUCACCGCUAAAGACACUCGUAGAAGAAGGAGAACAUGUCGGACUGGACCAGAGGCAGACGGCGAGAUGCUAACAACAGCGAAAUUGAAAAUAGGAGCUAUGGUCCUUCGCGGUGGUCCAACUGCAGGAAACGGGGCAUCGACGGAAGCCUGCGGGCCGACCGAGAGGUGGAAGGCGGCUGCAGUGGAGACAACGACCGGCACGCGGAUUCUGAAAAGAGACCUGAAAGUUUCACCACUCCAGAGAGCACAGGCCCGGUGUCUCGCUGUAGUCGACAGGCUGACUGGGGCAGCCAGGUGGAGGAGGAUGAGAUGAAGAAGGGUGUACACAGAGACAUGCAGCGUUACAGGAGGAGGAUACUAGGUGCAGAGGUCACCCAGAGGGAGAGGAAGACCUCUUCUGGCUCUUCUGGGAGCUGUGACUCAAAAGAGGGAGACCACAUUGAGACUGAUGAGGCCGUGUUGCUACGGCGACAGAAACAGAUCAACUAUGGCAAAAACACACUGGCCUAUGAUCGAUACAUCAAAGAAGUUCCAAAACACAUGCGUCAGUCGGGUGUUCACCCAAAGACUCCCAAUAAGUUCAGGAAGUACAGCCGCCGCUCCUGGGACCAGCAGAUCAAGCUGUGGAAGGUCAAACUGCACGCCUGGGACCCCCCAGCAGAGGACGGCCAAGACAAUGUCCUGGACAACAUUGAGGAGCUGGGUCUUGGUGAUGUCAUGGACAUUGAGCUGGACUUCCCAAACUUGCCAGACUCCCAGAAUGCCCCAACCACACACAGCCUUUCUCUAGAUGGGGAAGACUGUUUGGGAACUCCAGUUAAAGUACAGAAGACGGAAAGCAAAGUAGAGCCUGAGAUGAGCUCAUCAUAGAAAAGAAAAUACAACACGUCCACACACUUCUCAAAUGGUUCAGCCGUUCCCCCUCUUCCCCCCCCAACUCUGUCACUUCCCACAGCCCACCAUGUUACCCAGAGGAACUCCAGGUACUGGAUCUGCUCCAAGCAAUGCUGCAUCUACACAGCAUCACAAUGCUGUGUCUGUCUGUUUGUAGUUAUUGGUUCAACACUGUAACAUACAUGUUGUGUUCUGUCUCCAUUCAUACUAGUGCUUAAUCCAUAAACUGGGACCUUUUACAGACUACUAAUCUGCUCAGGGAGUCUUCUUUUUUUGGCAAGAUUUUACAGUUGCAUGUUGAAUCAAGCGGUGGUCAGUUAAAAUGAUUUAGGAUUUGAUGUUCACAAACACUUGUAGCACUGAUCUGUGGCCUGGAGGAGCAGACAUCCAGCUCUGUUAUGUCCGUUAUGUACAACUGUUAAAUCACAUCCUGCUUAAACUUGCUAAAUGGAAUGCAAGGAUAUGUAGAAAGUGACUCAAACCUGUUUAAAGGAGAUGGGCACACCAAAGGCAAAGUACUUUCCUUUUAAUAACUCAUACUGACAUGAUUGUUUCCCCCCCCCCCCCCCAUAAGUAUGUACAAUUUUAAAUACAGAGAAGCAUUACUUUAGUUAUAUUGGGCUGUGAUUUGUUUUUAUAUUGGUUGUUUUUUAAUGCAAAUGUUGCUGUGUUUAUUGCUGUUUCCUUCAUGGUGAAGACUUUCAAAUAAUAAAUAAUUAAAUAAA